Molecule: messenger RNA, 417 nt
Organism: Anthostomella pinea
Lineage: Eukaryota; Fungi; Ascomycota; Sordariomycetes; Xylariales; Xylariaceae
Source: the annotation of a GenBank genome assembly
AUGAAGCCACGGGGCACAUCGGAGAAAUGGCACAUUCUAGCGCAUGUCGACCCUCAAUAUGAUUGGCAGAACCACUGGAAGGAUCAGCUCGCCAACAUACAAGCUGCGUUCAACGAAGCCAAGAGGCUCGGCAUCAAGCCCAAAAACGUCAAGCUGGUGCUCGACAAGGGCGAUGUGGAAAAUGACCCUAACAAGGACAUGCUAUUCUCCAGCUCGAAGAAAACAUGGGCUCAAAUGCUCUACUACUUCUACGACUUCAUGGAACAGGAGUUGAGCGCGAUGAUGAGCCCGGACAAAGUCAAUUAUGCAUUGCACGGUAUCUCGGAGCGUGGCGAGGCAGACUUCAACCAGCCACCGCUAAGCACCAUGGUGAUAUUUGGGGAUAGCGUCAUCACAGCAGAGGAUCUAGUGGUUUAG